Molecule: messenger RNA, 1953 nt
Organism: Lodderomyces beijingensis
Lineage: Eukaryota; Fungi; Ascomycota; Pichiomycetes; Serinales; Debaryomycetaceae
Source: the annotation of a GenBank genome assembly
AUGCAGUUAUCGUGGAAGGAUAUACCGCCCGUGCCAACGUCGAAUGACAUGUUGGAUAUAAUAUUGAACAGGACGCAGAGGAAAACCCCCACUGUGAUCCGUCCCGGUUUCAAAAUCACACGUAUCCGAGCCUUUUACAUGAGAAAAGUCAAGUUCACCGCUGAGGGUUUUGCUGAAAAGUUCAACGACUUGUUGAGCGGGUUCCCCAACAUCAAUGAUGUCCAUCCUUUCCAUCGUGAUUUGAUGGACACGUUAUAUGAAAAGAACCACUACAAGGUCUCGUUGGCUGCUGUUUCCAAAGCCAAGACUUUGAUUGAGCAAGUUGCUCGAGACUAUUGCCGUCUUUUAAAGUUUGGUCAGUCCUUGUACCAGUGCAAGCAGUUGAAGAGAGCUGCAUUGGGCCGUAUGGCUACUAUCACCAAGAAGUUGAAGGACCCAUUUGUCUAUUUGGAGCAAGUUAGACAGCACUUGUCGAGGUUGCCCAGUAUCGAUCCAAACACGAGAACGUUGGUGAUUUGCGGGUACCCCAAUGUCGGUAAAUCGUCGUUUUUGAAAAGCAUCACCAAGGCCGACGUUGAAGUCCAGCCGUAUGCAUUCACCACCAAGUCGCUUUACGUGGGACAUUUCGAUUACAAAUAUUUGCGAUUCCAGGCGAUUGACACCCCUGGUAUAUUGGACCGUCCAACUGAGGAGAUGAACAAUAUUGAAAUGCAGAGUAUAUACGCCAUUGCCCACUUGAGGUCGUGUGUUUUGUACUUUAUGGAUCUCAGUGAGCAGUGUGGGUUCUCGAUUGAGGCGCAAGUCAAGUUGUUCCACUCCAUCAAGCCUUUAUUUGCCAAUAAGUCGGUGUUGAUUGUGAUGAACAAGAGUGAUAUUAUCAAGAUUGAGGACUUGGACCACGAGAAACAGGAGUUGAUUGACUCGUUGAAGGUUGUCCCUGGAGUCGAAAUCAUGCAAACCUCGUGUUAUGAAGAGGAAGGGGUGAUGCAAGUGCGUAACCAUGCUUGCGAGAAAUUGUUGACGGCUAGAAUCGAGCAGAAAUUAAAGGGAACUGCAAGGGUCAAUAAUGUGUUGAACAAGAUCCACGUGGCCAGACCGCAGCAAAGAGACGACGUUGCGCGUUUGCCUCACAUUCCAGAGGGAGCUAAGGAUUUGGCCAAAUACGACGUUUCCGAUCCAGAGAGAAGAAAAUUGGCCAGGGAUUACGAAGCUGAAAACGGUGGUGCUGGUGUUUUCAACCUCAAUUUGAAGGACAAGUACAUCUUGGACGAAGAAGAGUGGAAACAAGACACCAUGCCUGAGUUUUUGGACGGUAAGAAUGUUUACGACUACUUGGACCCAGAUAUUGCCGCCAAAUUGCAGGCAUUGGAGGAAGAGGAAGAAAGAUUGGAGCAAGAAGGCUUUUACGAUUCAGAUGAAGAAGAUGAAAACAUGGGCGAUGACAACCAAGAGGAAAUUGCCGAUAUCAGGGCUAAAGCGCAAUGGAUAAGAAACAAGCAAAAGACAAUGAUUAUAGAAGGAAGAAACAGGAAAUCAUUGAAGAACAAAGCCAUCAUGCCCAGAGACCAAGUCAAGAGAAGCGUGGGCGACAUGGAGGAACACAUGUACAACAUUGGCCAUGAUACCGAUAAGCUAAGAGAAACCGUGAGCAAAAAGAGGAAAGCUGGAGGCGAGAGUGAUAAGAUGUCGGGAGUUGAUAUCUUGAGGCAUAACCAAGGUAUCAAGGCUAGAAAAUUGGCCAAGAAGAAACAACCUUUGACGCAAUCGGAUCGAUUGAACGAUGGUGUUAGAGAUGGUGCCAUGAGAUCGCAUGCUGAAAGACUCGUGAGGAUGGAAAGGAGAGAAAGGAACAGAAACUCGAGACAGGGUGAAGCUGAUAGACACGCCACGGCGGCGUUACCUAAGCAUUUGUUUAGUGGUAAGAGGGGUAUUGGUUCAAACGACCGUCGUUAG